AUGGGCCUCCAUGGGGCUCUGAGGUGGGCUCCUGGGCUCACUGGCCAGAGCCGCCCUGCAGACGGUGGGUAUCAGCCUCACACGGGGGCUGUCGGGGGGGCAGGCAGCAGCUGGGCCUCAGAGGAGGCUGGCAGGGUGGGAAUGGCUGCCAUGUUUCUGUGGAAGGUCAACGAGGGGCGAGCCGGCCAAGCGCGCAAACAAACGUCGAGGCAUCCACAGGUUUCGGUGCAGAGGAACCAGGAAGCAGGCUGCGGGAGCAGGCUGUUCGGCCUCCGAGCUGCGCCUACCCUUUCCAGCACCCAGCCCGCCAACCGGAGCCGGUCCACCGGUGUGAAGACAGCAGCAGAGAGAACAACUUUCCGCCUGAAAGAGCAAGAACAUGUCCAAGGCUCCGGAUUCUCCAUCUCGACCCCGCUCCAGGACCAGCGUCGCUACAGUUCCAGGUCUCGGUCCCGCUCCCGGUCCCACUCGCCGUCCUACCGGAGCUACCCCUCUCGGGACUACCAGAGCAACCGGGGGGGCUUCCGGGGCUACAACCGGGGCUACCGCCGGCCCUUCCACUACCGCGGCCGCAACCGUGGCUACUACAACCGCGGCCACUACCAGAACCGAGGCGGCGGCUACGGCUACAAGCCCAACUGGCAGGGUGGGGGGGGCGGCUGGCAAGACCGGCGCCAGGACCAGCACAGCCCCAGGAGGGGGCGCUCCCGCUCCCGCACCCCCAAGAAGCGCUCCGGCAGCCGCAGCCGCUCCCGCUUCUCCGACCGCUCGUCCUCAGCCAAGUCCCGCCGCUCCAAGCACUCCAGCGCGUCCUCGCGGUCCCGCUCCCGCUCCUCCACGCCGCAGCGCCGCCGCAGCAGCAAGGGCCGGCCGGCCAAGGACCCGAAGGACAAGCAGCCCGAGGGCCAGCCCGACAAGCCGGGCACGGCCGCCGACGGCAGCGUCAUCGAGAAGACCUCCGGGGGCAAGUGGCUCGACUACGAGGGCAGCCCCAAAGCCGGGAGCCCCGAGGCCAGCCGGGAGGAGUCGCCGCCCCCCCGGCCCGACAGCAAGGGCUCGGCCAGCGGCAGCAGCGGCGCCCUGUGGAAGAGCGUCGGCUCCACCACGCCACCCGCAAAGAGCCCCACCAGGGCCGGCCAGACGGCCUCCUUCAGCGGCUUCGGCUUCUUCACAAAGGACGAGGCCAAAGCCGGAGACAAGACCGUCAUCUCUGCUGCCUUCAAAAAGUUCCUGGCUGAGAACAAAAGCAAAAAGCAGGCUACCGAUAAAGAGAACGGCCGUGAGAAGCAGCCGUCUGCUGACAGGGAGCUGGAGAAGGCCGCCAAGGCCGGCGACCUGUUCUGCAUGCCGUCUGCGUCCUAUGGCGAGCUGAAGGAUGACAAAGUGCUGCCCUUCUUCGACGACGGCGAGGAGGAGUUCCUGAAGUCCCAUGGGCUGAAGGAGCGGGCAACGGAGGAGGACGCCCAGCUUAAGCACGGCCUGACCUCGCGGGACAUCUUCGGGAAGUGGGACGAGGAGGUGAGCUACCCGGCGCCAUACAAGGAGAAGAGCCGCCGGGACGCCGAGGAGGAGGAGCCCGAGGAGCCGCCGGAGGAGGAGCUGUACCGAGGCCGCAAGCACUCCAAGAAGGAGGAGAAGGCCAAGAAGAAGGAGAAGAAGGAUAAGUCCCGGCGCAGCGCCUCCCCGCCCAGCACCUCCAAGGAGAAGGACCGCCCGCUGUUCCCUGGGGCGUUCCCCCCCCGCUCGCCGUCGCCCGCCCGCCGCCUGUCCGCCUCCCGUGAAGACUUCGAGCUCAAAAUCAGCUCUCUAGACGACAUCCCUGGCUCAUCGCUGGCCAAAGAGCGUGCGGCUCCCGGCGAGCUGCUGGCCUCCAGGAAGGACCCGGCCUUCCGCUCCAUCUUCCAGCACAUCCAGACGGCGCAGCUGCGGCGCAGCCCGUCUGAGCUUUUCGCCCAGCACAUCGUCUCCAUCGUGCACUACAUCAAAGCCCAACACUUCCACUCCUCAGACAUGACUCUGAGCGAGCGCUUUGCCAUGUACCAAAGAAAAGCUGCAGAGGCAGAAAUGAUGAAGCCAAGGAAGAGCCCCGAAAUCCACAGGAGAAUCGAUGUUUCCCCCAGUGCCUUUAAGAGGCACUCUCAGCUGUUUGAGGAUGUGGAGGAGGCGAGCUACAAGGACGCCAGCAAAAAGUUCAAAGGCGACGUCAUGGACCUGCGCCUGGAUAUUGAAAGGCGCAAGAGGUUUGCUGGGAGGGAGCGAGGCCGGAGCCCCGGGGGCUCCAGGGGGCCCAGCCGAGGGCCCAGCCGGGAGAGGUCCUCCGAGAAGCCUGGGAAGCACCACAAGAAGUCCAAGAAGGGCAAAAAGAAGCGGGACCGCUCCCCAUCUUCCUCCUCCUCCUCUUCCUCUCCGUCCCCCUACCCCCCCUCCUUCAGGGGCAAAGAGUACAUGGCGGGGGAGGGGCCGGAGCCCCCUGAGGAGGCCUACGGCCACACGCGCUACCCCCCCAGGGACUACCCUCCCCGGGACUACCCCCAGGACCGGGCCCCCCGGGACUUUGAGGGCCAGGCGGCGGACCGAGGACGAGGCCGCGGCUUUUUCCCCAGGGUCAGAGGGAGGGGCUGGAACAGAGGAAACUACCCUGGAAACAGCAACGGGAACCCGGCCAACAUGAACCCCCCGGUGCGCCCCCCCGAGGAGGAGUGGGACCCCGAGUACACCCCCAAGAGCAGGAAGUACUACCUGCAUGACGACCGCGACGGGGAGAAGUCGUGGGUGGAGGGGCGGGGCCGCGGCCGCGGCUCCUUCCCGGCCCGCCGCGGGCGCUACAUGUUCCGGCGGGGCGGCAGCAGCCCCAAGUGGACCCACGACAUGUUCCAGGGGGGGGAGGAGGGCGAGCUGGGGGACGACGCCAUGGAGGCCGAGCAUAAAGAGCCCCACGCCCCCCGGGGGGGCCGCCGCCAGGAACCCGGGGGCGGGGGGGGAGCAAACAACGGGUCGUCAGACCUGAAGCAGAGGACCACAAACCGGCUGAAUGGGGCUGUAAAUGCCUCCGGCUCCAUCCAGUCAGAGCUGGUUCAGAGCAGCGAAUGA
This is a messenger RNA of Menidia menidia (Atlantic silverside), 3090 nucleotides long. The record is from the annotation of a GenBank genome assembly. Lineage: Eukaryota; Metazoa; Chordata; Actinopteri; Atheriniformes; Atherinopsidae.